UUUCAAAUUCCCAAUCGACGCCGAGGCCUGCGCAACAUUUUCCGCCACAGUCCGGGUGGUAAUUCCGCCACUCGACGAACGAUUCGAAGUGGAACGUCCAAAUUACGCAAAAAAGCGGCUGUCUCAUCCAAACUGGACGGAGAGGAAUCCGGUUUAGUUAAACAUGCGCUCAGUAUUGGUUCGCUAUUCUCCCGACGCACACGUCGAUCGCAACUGAAGAACGAUGUCUCCGCAACUUCCGGAUUCGAACUGCGAGAAGAGAGUGAAGAAGCUAGUACGACAGAUUCUGCGCGACCGGAUUUGGCGUACGACGGUCUGGCACUGGCCACAGCCUCCCUAGACAGUCCUGAUGGUCCUCAACGGUUGUCUCUUGGUAUCGGCUCGUCGAAGGUAACUGCACCCAUGCGUGCUCCCAUCGCUGGUGAAACAUCAUCCACAACAAGCACCAGCUCCACCAUCGCCGGCAUUGUUCAACCGCAGGCAGCCGCAUCCGGUCAAGGUCGUGAUCCGGAAUCGGGACAUCAUAUUACGUCAGCUUCACGCGGCCCAGGGCCGAGUGCAGUGAGCGAACCUAGUCUGUCCCAUGCACAACUGUUACCUCCCGUUGUACCUCGAUUGCAGUUAGAUUUGCCCACUCCUCGCGCUUUGCAUGGUACCCAAGUCAAGGCUACCGGUUCUCGAUGGCCAAACCCGGACCUGGAGCCGGAUGAUUCUGUCGGUGGAGAUGAAGUUGACCUUGGACUAGCAGACAGGCAAACCGAUUCAGGUGAGCAUCCACCUCCAUCCCCAUCUGAGUCAGUGAGAGUCAUAAUUCAUUGA
Messenger RNA from Echinostoma caproni, 819 nucleotides. Lineage: Eukaryota; Metazoa; Platyhelminthes; Trematoda; Plagiorchiida; Echinostomatidae. The record is from the annotation of a GenBank genome assembly.